CAAUAGAUUUGUCAAGAUAAUAAGUCUUCAGUUUCAAAUACAUCAAUAUUCUUAAAUUGAGAAUCACAUCGAGAAAAUAUAAUAAAUAAUUGGUUGAAGACACUUUUUCGUAAAAAAAAAAGUGAAUAGGAACCCCCUUUUUAUUGAGAUUCAUUGUGGUUCUCAAAUUAAGUAGAUCAAUAUUUCAUCAAAUAGGAGCCAGUAGGCAUAGAUGACACCAUUUUCGUAAAAUUAUGUCUCUCUCAUCCUUCUCUCUAACGGGAAGUUUCUCUGAACCUAACGGUUCCUUUUCCGUCCCCAGAGUUGGGACUGUUCCUGCGCAAGAGAAGAGCGCAAUUAAGAAGUCUACACAAACAAAGAAAGGAAGUAAAGAUCAUCAGAAGGUAGGAAGCAACAACCCAUCACCAACAGAAGAGAAUCUUAAAGAGAUUGGACAAGGCAGGGGAAGAUCAACAAAGGACAUAAAGAGAAGGGGGAUAUGGAAGCCACCAGACGGAUGGAUAGAUAGAUUCAAAUGUCAGAGAAGGAAGAAGAGAAGAGGAAUAAGAAGGAAACCUGUUGGAUGGUACCCUGGAGGAGUCAGCACCAGUAGAGGGAAGAGGGGCCGCAGUCUUGAACCAAGUGCAGCUGGGAAAGAGGUGAGAAAGCAGAGAAAGGUGAGUAGCAGUCAACAGAGGGGUAAUGAAUACCUUGACAAGAAACAAAGCUACCAACAGAGGGAAGGAAUUAAAUACCAACUACAUGGAAGAGUCUUUAAAGAGGAAGAGAAGGAAAGAAGAAGAGGGCUUACCUCCAAUAGAACUCUCCUACCCAGCAGACUCUGCUUCGGAAAAAACCCAUACAGCUCCCCUGAAAACACCAAACACCAAGUAAGAAAAAGGAAAAAACCAACUCUCAACAUGAAUAUCAACAACAGCAGAGCACCAAGCGGAACAAGAGAGGAAAACAGGCUUACCCCAUCAUCAUCAAGAAGCAGAAGCGAUCGCCCAAUUCUCACUUCCACCGGGGGCCGAGGCAUAUCAAUGAUGCUGGGGAAGAUGCUGACCGAGAACAGGGUGGCGCUGGCUAAGGCAGCAGGAGCGGCUCGCUAUGCCUGGGGUGGAUAUGGUGAGGUAAACGUCCAGCCAACUGACAAACAGAAUCUGUUCAUUUUCACGUUCAAUAAAGAAGAAGUGAGGGAGAAGAUAUGGAAUGACAGACCCUGGAGUCUGUCUAACACUCUUACAGCCAUUGAAAAAUAUAAUGGGAGAGGCAAACCUGAGGAAGUCCCUAUGGAGAAGCUGGCUAUGUGGGUGCAGAUUCAUGGAUUGCACCAGAAUCAAAGAAGCGAGCAAAACAUGGUUGCAAUCGGGACCCAUUAUUUCCCUGGGCUACUGGAUUUGGACAGGGCUAGUCUAGAUUUCGCGGGAUACAGAAAAUUCUUGAGGAUUCUGGUGGAGGUUGAUCUGAACGAGCCAGUGCCAACGGGCUUCGACUUCCCAUUCACCGACGAGAGAACAGGGGUUGAAUACUGCGACGUGAUCGAUUUUAAGUACGAGAGGCUGGUGGAAUUAUGCUACUUCUGUGGAAGAAUAGGCCAUAAUUGGCCAACAUGCUGGAGGAUGAAUGAAGAAAGGAAGAGAAAUGGGACUGCUCACCUGUCGGAGAUAUACAACUCGUCGCUAAAGGCGGGGAUUGACUCCCCACACAGGAGCCAAUCGGCCAAGGUCAGAAGCAGCUGGGAGGGGGAAGGAUCACAAAGCGUGUCUGUUGGGAGGGAGAGGUCGAGAACGGGAAGCCAGAGUCGAGUGGGGGAGGAUGAAGAAUGGUCUCCGGUCGAGGCAGAAAGCAGGACAUCGGAGGGGAAUCAACAAAUCCCUCCUGGGUUCACAGUGAGGAGGAUCGAGCAAGAAAUACAGGGAGGGGAGGGGGCGGAUACACAAGGAAGAUGGAGAGGGAGAUACAGGGAGGAGAUGGGAUCGAAGAAUCUGAUGGUGGAGAUGGAUAGGGCGGCGGCGGCAAUGGAAUUGGGGCUGAGUCUGGAGGACGAGAGGUGUCUCAAUGAAGGAGGAGGGCCACGAUACGCAAUGGUGGAGACCUCACUAACCCUAGGGCCAAGGGUGCAGCAAAAGCCGGCCCAUUACACAUCACAGGCUGGCCCAAUCGGUGAUGCUGAUUACCAGCAUAUCAGUGAGGUAAGGGAAGGAGAUGGGGGCCAGGUGAAAAAGAAAAGAAAGGGGAUGGGCCUGGUGAAUGAAGGAAGGCCCAGGGCCGAAAUAUCUGAAGAAGAGGCUAUGUUUUUUGGGCAAUCAGGAGCCUUUGAGAUGGGUGGAAAUGGUGAGCCCAUUAGGAAGAAAAACCAGAAGUUUAAGCCUCAAAAUCCCAACAUCUCAAAGGGGACUAAUACAGAAGAUGAUCAAGAAGGGAAGGGGAAGAAGAAAAAGGCAGCGGUGGUUCGCCAAAAGCCACCUCUUCAAGAAUGAGUAUCAUUAGCUGGAAUUGUAGGGGUUUUGGCCAAACCCUUACAAGAAGUUAUGCGAAGCGUCUAUGUAGACGUUUGGGCCCUUCGAUUGUGUUCCUCAUGGAAACGAGCAAAAACGAGACAUUCAUGGAGGAACAAAGAAGAAGUCUCAAGAUUUUCCCCAACAAAGAGUAUGUUGAACC
Messenger RNA from Linum trigynum, 2643 nucleotides. NCBI's taxonomy places the organism in Eukaryota, Viridiplantae, Streptophyta, Magnoliopsida, Malpighiales, Linaceae. The record is from the annotation of a GenBank genome assembly.